Aureobasidium uvarum is the source of this 453-nucleotide messenger RNA. Lineage: Eukaryota; Fungi; Ascomycota; Dothideomycetes; Dothideales; Saccotheciaceae. The record is from the annotation of a GenBank genome assembly.
AUGGAGGAACAGUGGACAGAAGCACAAUACGAAGCAGCUCUUGCACAGCUGGAAGCCCUCACCGACAAGGUAGCUAUCCCCAUCCAGUCACUCAUCACAAACAAGACACUCACUAACAAUACACCACAGCUGACCGCACUACGAACCACCAUCCCAGCGAUAAUCUCCCCGCUGACACGAUCCGCUACCACAAAACUCGCCGCCUUUGCUGGAUUAAAGAAAGCUGCUGUCGGAGCAGUGACUGGUGUUCAAGAUCUGAGGAGGGAGUGGGAGAGUGAUGGUAUGCAAGAUUUGUUGAAGAGGACGAAAGAGAGUUAUGAGAAAGAUGCGGAUUUGGGACCUGCGAAGGAGGUUCCGGCAUGGGGAUGGAUUAAGGAGGGGGAUGGAAUUGAUGGUGGGGAGGUGAAGGAACAACAACGGGAGGUUAAGAAGGAGGAUGGUGUUGGCGGAUGA